Thermothielavioides terrestris NRRL 8126 is the source of this 1603-nucleotide messenger RNA. RefSeq lists its product as uncharacterized. The transcript has 3 exons. Lineage: Eukaryota; Fungi; Ascomycota; Sordariomycetes; Sordariales; Chaetomiaceae. The coding region runs from base 276 to 1556 and encodes 426 amino acids. The record is from RefSeq and is a predicted model, not a curated record.
UCGGCCGGUAAACUCUCACGUGCCAUUGGGGCGCGGGCUGGCGCGACGUGGUGGUGUGCGUUGGUGCGGGAGGUGAUGAAAAGGAUCUCGAUGGCCGAGACACCCGCGCUUAGCUUUGCAGUUUUGGUUCCCACCAUCCGCUUCGCGUCCCAUUCAAGACCUCCGCCGUGGUGUGUACCAUCGUGGAGGGUUUGUACCGCGUCUGCUUCUCUUCGCUCCUUGCGCCGUGGUAGUCAAAAGCUAAAUGUUUGUUUGCUUCUGAUUACGCUUGCAGCAUGGUCUUGCCGCUGCCCGCGUCUGCGGCUCUGGUAGCCGUUGCUUCUACUCUUCUUUUCUCUCCAUCAGCGGUCCUGGCUGCGGACGUGGAGACCGUGCUUGCGGGACAGGCCAACCUCACCAUCUUCCGCGGCCUGGUCAAGAACCACACCAACAUCUUCGCCAACCUGCCCAAGGACGUGACCGUCGCUGCUCCCGACGACAAUGCGUUCCGCAAAGUUGGCAACUGGGGAGCCUACAACGAGAGCAGGGUCGAGGCGACCCUGAAGUACCACAUCCUGAAGCAGGCCAUCGCCAUGCCCUCCAUCGUCAAGGGCGACUCGAUCUGGGCGUCGACGACGCUGACCGACGAGACCUUCACCAACGUGACGGGCGGCCAGCAGCUGAUCCUUACCAAGCAGCCGGACGGCCGGGUCGUCUUCACGUCAGGCUUCGCCACGCGAGGCACCGUGCUGGUCGAGGACCUCAAGUUCGACAACGGCCUAGUCCAGAUCAUCGACUCGGUCAUGCGCGUGCCGGAAACGCUCGAGUCGACGGCCCGCAGCGCCUACACCGAUCUGACCUCCUUCGUCGGCGCGCUCUACGCCACCGACCUGAUGAGCGAGUUCGCCGGCGCGAAGGACCUGACCAUCUUCGCGCCGCGCAACGCCGCCUUCCAGCAGCUUGCCGGCGCGCUCUCCGCCAUGGACGAGCCGAUGCUCAAGCGCGUGCUGCGCUACCACAUCGUGCCCGGCAACAGCAGCAGCAGCAGCAGCAGCAGCAGCAGCAGCAGCAGCAGCAGCAGCAGCAGCAGCAACCUGACGCAUUACUCGUGGGACCUGAAGAACGGCAGCACGCUCGCCACGGCCGCCGACGGCGGCCGCCCGCUCACCAUCACCCGCUUCACCAACUUCGUCUUCGUCAACUCGGCCGAGAUCAUCCAGCCCGACAUCCUCGUCGCCAACGGCCUCGUCCACAUGGUCGACAACCUGCUCAACCCGGACCGGGCCACCGCCCGCCCGGACGUCGCCUCCCCGACCGCCCAGUCGCCCGUCUUCUCGCUCAUCGGCGCCACCGCCACCGGCACCGCCGUGCCGACGCCCUUUGCGUCCUACUUGCCCUGCACCGCGAACUGUCCCACGGCGCAGCCGACUGCUGGGGGCGCGGCGGGGGGAGCAGCCGGGGAUGGGGCCGGGGCCACGUCCAGUAAUGCGGGCGUGGCGCCGGCCAGGUGCACGGGGCUCGCUGGGGCGGGGGUUGGGAUCGGGCUGGCUGUGGGCGCGGUCAUUGCUGGGUGGUAGAUUUGGUCUAAUCCAAGACUCCUUUGAUUCUGUCUGUGCGUAUGUGG